Messenger RNA from Monopterus albus (swamp eel), 1040 nucleotides. It is a transcript of the gene haus1, whose product is annotated as HAUS augmin-like complex, subunit 1. Gene Ontology annotation, biological process: centrosome cycle; spindle assembly. Lineage: Eukaryota; Metazoa; Chordata; Actinopteri; Synbranchiformes; Synbranchidae. The coding region runs from base 142 to 963 and encodes 273 amino acids. The record is from RefSeq and is a predicted model, not a curated record. The transcript has 9 exons. Gene Ontology annotation, cellular component: cytosol; HAUS complex.
UAAUUGGCUGGUAACUAGGAAGUUGUUUGAAUAAUUUUAGGGGCGGGAAACGUAUAUCUUUUGUUUUUAUUUCGCACUGCAGAACUAGUUAUACGUUUGAAGAAGCUGACUUUAGGGGAAGAGUUCAUUGUUUUAUUUGCCAUGUGUGAAAAGAUUAAGAAGGUGAACAGCUGGCUCAGCACAGUGUUUGGAGAUCAGCCAGUGCCACAGUUUGAGGUAAACAUCAGGACGGUGGACAUACUGUACCAGUUGGUUCAGUCCAGUGAAGCCAGGUGCAGUGAAACAGCUCUCUGCAUUGAAGACAUCAAGCAGAAAAUAUCAGAGUAUCAAGCUGAUGGUGCUCAUCUCCAAGAUGUUCUUUUACAAGGUGUUGGGCUGUCCUGUGCAAGCUUGGCAAAGCCUGCUGCUGACUACCUGUGUGCUUUGGUGGACAAUGCCAUGGUGCUUGGAGUGAGAGACACGUCACUGGGCAGCUUCAUGCCAGCAGUGAACAACCACACCAACGAACUUGUGGAAACAGAGAAGUCGAACAGAAAACUUGAGCGGGAACUCAGGGCCCUUAGAAGGAGACUUGGUGCUACUCUGGUGCUGCGGAGCAGCUUACAAGAGGAUAUCAACAAAACUGUUAAGUCCCAGGCAGUGGAGAGCGCUAAAGCAGAGGAGAGACUGCUCAACAUGGAUUUUGUGAGAGCAAAGGCCAAAGAGCUAAGAAUCAAACGGGAGAGGGCAGAGGCUCAACUUGUGUCCAAGAACAUGGAUGGGUCUGUCACCCACCAGGCUGUUGUGCAGCUCGCUGAGGAAGUCACUGCACUGAAACAAGAAAUAAUCCCCUUGAAAAGGAAACUGGAGCCUUAUAUGGACCUCAGCCCGAGCCCAUCACUUGCUCAAGUGAAAAUAGAAGAAGCAAAAAGAGAACUGGCUGCACUCGAUUCCCAACUUGAGAUGAAUGUGGAUUUCAAGUGACAAUUUUUGCAGGGUUAAACUUUUUCUCAUUUUGAACUGUACAUUUUCUGUGUUUGAAAAAAUAAUAAAGGAAUAGC